GAAAUUUCGUUUCUUCCGGAUUUCCUCCUGUUGAGGUAUUUUACUACGAUGAGUGGGCAUCACUUUUUUUAAUCUUUGGUGUCAGCUACUACUUGUAUACCACUCUUUCCUUCCUCAUCAUACGAUCAUCUCGUCGCACCGAGACAGCAAUAGAGUGCGAUAAUCCGCCCAACGAUGACCACGACCAAGGAAUGUCGAAAUGGAGAACUCCCGUCUUCCUUUCCGAUGCCCGACGACGGACUCGCAUCGGAUGUUGGUGGUGGUCUUGAUUGGGAACUCGAAGAAUCAGCCGAAUACGGUGUCAUUCUUGUCAACAACUACCGAAACCAAAGGGCCUCAUCUGGUUGGGUUUCAACAGAUUCAAAGAGAUCGAAGGGAAUCAGAAGAAAUGCAAAUGAUCGAUGUGGCGGCUACAGAAGAACGUCUUCCGCAAAAAACAGAGAUGCAGAACACGAAUCUAUCACUGAUCGUUUCACAGAGGCCUGUCGUGUUGGGUCCUCAAUGCUGGAAUGGAUUUCAGCAGCUAUUGGUGUGGAUAUUUGCUGUGGAAAGAACUUUUCGGAGAAUGCGAGUCACAGCACUCCCGCUACCCAGUCGAUGGAUAGCUUCGAAAAAGAAAAGUUCGGAUACCUUCCAACCCAUCCACAAUCAUUUCAGCAACACGACAAUGAGAUAUCCCUCCUUACGGAUGUUUCUGUUUUGACCGAUGCUUCCUUGAUGGAUUUGGUCCUCAGCAAAGAGGACGAAGACAACAUCGAAAAGGAAAUGGCUCCGAACAAAGGUGAUCAUUGUCCUUUAGGCAACGACCUUCCUGCUUUUCACAAAAAAUCGAAACGCAACCACAAGCCCUCCAACUACGCAGACUUAUUGGUAGAGGAAGGAAUCGGAGCGCUGAAAAAGAAACAGAGGGAGCGAGAAGAGUACCUGCAUCCCCGUCUACCCCACGCUAUCGUUGCCCACGACGACUUAAAUGAAACAAAGAAGACGAAAAAGAACAAAAAGGGCAAGGCGAGUAAAUCCCAGCAGCCCCUCAAAUCAAGAACACCAACGUGGACCAAAAAAAUUACUUCUCUUCCAUCGCUUGGAAAUGUUUUUAAAAAGAAAAAGAAAUCUAUCGAUAAAAAUAGUCCUACGGAAGUGAAACCGGGCAAGAGAAACGUGGUGGUGGUAUUUUAGGAUAAAUUAAUUUACGACUACCAUGGAUGCAUGAUCCUUCGACAGCCAAGCAUGAAUGUAUGACAUUUUGUUGCGAAAAGGUCUGCAAUGAAAUCAUUUCGUGGCUCUCUACCUCAAGCACACGAAUUGAUCAACCGGAACUUCGUGAACUCCGGUUUCUCUUUUCUUCCCUCUGUAUCGAAAAUUUAAUGGGGACAGAAACAACACUGAUUUCGUCUUUUCCACCGUUGUAUUGGGAACCAACUUGUAGUAAUAGAACUUAUGUUGACAU
Molecule: messenger RNA, 1447 nt
Organism: Pseudo-nitzschia multistriata
Lineage: Eukaryota; Bacillariophyta; Bacillariophyceae; Bacillariales; Bacillariaceae
Source: the annotation of a GenBank genome assembly